This is a messenger RNA of Zingiber officinale, 1069 nucleotides long. Its product is annotated as cytochrome c-type biogenesis CcmH-like mitochondrial protein. Lineage: Eukaryota; Viridiplantae; Streptophyta; Magnoliopsida; Zingiberales; Zingiberaceae. The transcript has 4 exons. The coding region runs from base 413 to 865 and encodes 150 amino acids. The record is from RefSeq and is a predicted model, not a curated record.
CAAGAUCGAUUUCGCUGGAGUUGAGGUGUCCUUUGUUCGUUCAGCUGCCACACCGUUCUCUGAUCCGCCGUCGAUUGUCGGCCACUGACCUACCGUGUGGAGACUACCUUGGCUCUCGUAGCAUAAAUAGGCACGCACGGUGUCUGCCCGUUCUUGCUUCUUGAACAGUUGCAUCUCUUCCUUGCUCGUUCGUUGGCAUCACUCAUUGAGGCUGAUCCACCGGUAACUUCAGAUCCAUUAGCUCAAUGUAUAGAUUUCUUUGAUAGAUCUGUAUAACUUGUAGCGGUAGCGCACCUCAAUUUCCACUGCAAUCUGCUGCCGCUGAGUCGCUGACCAUUGCCACCCUAUCAUCCAACGCCAUCAGGAAUGACUCAAGCUUCUUGACUGUGAGGUUAGUUUUGUUGGUUCUCCAAUGGUGAGCAAUGAGGAGUUGAAGAAAGCUCAGAUUGUUGAGGCUCGUGCGAAGAGCAUUUUCCCUAAUGUUAGGUGCACUGAAUGUGGCAGUCAAUCCAUUGAGGAUUCACAGGCAGAUGUUGCUAUUUUGCUCAGAAAGCUCAUCCGGGAUGGAAUCCGAGAAGGUAAAACUGACAAGGAGGUGUACAAAAGUCUAGCGGAAAGGUUCGGCGAGGAUGUACUUUAUGCUCCUCAUUUCGAUCUACAAACUGCUGCUAUAUGGUUGUCGCCGGUUAUUGUUGCUGGGGUUGCAAUUGGUGGAUGGCCAUAUCGGAGGCGCAGGCAAAAUACCAAUGUCCACGUAAUGGCUCUGAAUCUUGUUCGAGGUGUUCCGUUAACCCCAACAGAGAAGGAAACUAUGCUCGAACUACUAACACCACCGCCAUCUCUGAGAAGAAAGUGGUGGAGUUGAAGGCUUUGGUGUCCUUUCUAUGUUCCUUCACGCUUAGCUAAUCUAAUACUUACAUAGUGGACCUUCAUAAGAAGAGCAAACGAACAAAAUGUUGCAAAAGUUCCAAUUUUGUCACUGUUAUGUCGAAAUGUAUCUAGGUCAUGGAUGUUUAGUUGUCGAUUACUCGUAAGUUGAAUGAGAAGCGAAUGGAAGACUGUAUGUUAA